AUGGUGACAGCUGUGUACCAGUCGCUACAGGUGGGUCAUGAACAUCGAACGGAGGGUUGGACGUGUGUGAGCCUCCUAGAGUAUGGGUUGCCUCCAGAACAGAAGAGAGGGUGGGAGGGAGAUGUAGUUUGGAAAGCAAGCGAUGCAGUGUGCUGGGAUCUUACAGAUAGAGUUGACGAAAUUGAGCCAGACUGUUGGGAUGUGUGUUUGACAGAGGGUGCUGUUUUCAGUCAAGGGCCAUGGCCAGCCUGCGCGAUUGCCUGCUACAUUCUGGUAGAUAGCGUUGGGAUGUUUGCAAAGGGCAUGGUGGUUUACAGAAUUUUGGCCUUGGGGACUUGCUGCUGUCGUGUGUAUCUGGCUCUUCAGAAUUCUUCACAAGGCUUCGGACAUGCAUGA
Ostreobium quekettii is the source of this 396-nucleotide messenger RNA. The record is from the annotation of a GenBank genome assembly. NCBI's taxonomy places the organism in Eukaryota, Viridiplantae, Chlorophyta, Ulvophyceae, Bryopsidales, Ostreobiaceae.